GGAGAUUCUCCCGCCACUUGGCCAUUAGGGUUAGGGCUGGCAGGCAACAAAGCAAAAGAGAAUGAGCGACGCGGGCGAUGGCGAACAAGCAGCACGUGUCCCGGAGGCCUUGCAGUGUUGAUUGGCGCAAGGCGCUCCAGGUGCCCCAGGAGAUCAGUGCCAUUCUCGACAAGUUCCGGGAGCGUGAGCUGCUGCUGGCCAAAUGCGUGACCAAGGGCAGCGUCGGGAUCCCCUUCUUCAACCAGAUGCCGUGCAUGCUCUUCCACCGGCUCACCUCUUUCGACUACAGCAACGCCCAGAAUCUGAGCUUGCAAGUCGCCAAAGCUCGCGAUGGCGGUGGCAGGCUUGUGAUUUGCGCUGGAAGCACCGGGUGUGGAAAGACAAAGUCGCUCUACACGUUCUUCUCCAAACAAGAGCGAGGAUUGCUUUUCACAACCAGCACUGUCGGCAGCGGCGGAUCUUCCGACCUGGAGUUUCUCAUGAACGAGGUUCUCCCCAAACACCUGGAGCAGAAAAACUACUAUCAGAACUCGGUGGUGGUCAAGUUCUUCACGCUGCUGCUGCUGCUGGUGAGGAUGUCGAUCCUGUCGCUGUGCCGGGACUUUGAUCUAGAAAAGUGGCUCAUCUUCCAGGGGGGAUGCAAAGGGCUCUACCACCCCGACGCCAAUCUGGCCGACGACACGGACGUGUUUCGGAUCUUCCUCGCCGCGGUGUGCCGGAAAGCCGAUACUCUGGCCCCGGAGAACUUCGUCAAGGAGAUCCCGGCGCUGCAAAAGGUGCUGGACGACCUGUGUAUGCCUUUCGAAGACCGGCUCCCCACCAUCGCCAUCGACGAAGCCCACAAGCUGGUGAGCGCGUUCGAGGACGACUUCUUUGUCUCUCGCCGGCCUUUCUACCGCGACGUGGUGAACUUCUUGCUGGAGCCGACGCUGGCCCAGACCAAGCACGUAGUUGUAGUUUCAGGGACAGGAUACACGCUGAGAUACGAGGGCGGGAACUCGACAAGGGUACCGGUCUGUGGUGAUUUCGGGUGCUGGAAGAGCGGACGGGAGAUGAUCGAGUUCACGGAACAGGCGGUAGAGUUGACGGAGGAAGAUCGCAGCGUGAUAGAGCAGGAGAUUUAUCCGAGGUUUAAAGGGAGGUUUGGGCCCUUCGUCCAGGUGGUAGAAACAGCUCUCAACAGAGUGUGGAGCAUCAAGGAAGCGGCAUUCUUCGUGGAGAGACUACUGACAACCGAGGGAGGAGCGCCGCAGGGGUACUACAGGAAACUCGCGGAGCUCUCGCAGAGAACAGUGCUCAUCGGCUUCAUGAAGAGGGCCGUGAUCAGCUACUUUUGCCUCGGGAGGGGCAUCAAGAUCCAUGACACGCAGUCCGAGUCUCACAGGGUGGAGGAGAUUGCGGACGCUGGUUUUGGCCGGCUGGUUGCGAGCGAGAGCGGGGGUCACUACGUAGCGGUGGACGAGUUCCUGGUGUUGCGAGCGGCGGCAAACUUCUUCCGGGACGUGACGCAGGGGAAGACCAGCUUGAGCUUGAAGGACGAGCUCCUGUCUCGCAUCGGCCCCGACAUGGAGCCGUGCACGAGCCACCAGGGGUUCUUGUACCAGAACUUUGGCCCGUUUGCGUUCCAGCGGAUGUGGAAGCAGCACGGCGGGGUGAUGCAAAACAUGCCGCUGUUCUCCAAGAUCUUGGGCGCCGACGGAUGCCCCGAGCAGCUCAAGGCGGUGGCGGCGCUAAAGAGCGAGAUCCUCGAGGGGCAGUCGGCGGUGUGCGCGAGCUGCGAGGGAUACAGCCUCCGGGAAUUUCUUUUGGAGCGGUCCAAACCGGCCGAGGAGCGGAGGUGCACCACCUUUGUGUGCCCCGAGCUGCUCGGUCCCAACGCUGCGUUUCGGAUCGGAUUCGAGAGAGGAGGAGGAGAAGCGGAAGCUCCCAGCGUCCAGUUCGAUGGGUUUGAUCAGUACAGCUACUGGAUGCACCAGCUGAGCCAGGCCGAGCUCGAGGAAGCGAUCUCCAGGUCAGGGAUCCGGGAAGAACAGCGGGAGGAGUUUGAGCUGUGCGAGAAGGUCCAGCUUUGCUUUUUGUAUCUCUAUCCGUGCAGCUAUUCUGAGCACUACGUUUUCAAGGCCAGAGGUGACGCGGUGCAGGUGGUUUGUUUCAUCCACGCCGAGAAUGCCCACUUUAUCUUCAAUUCGGCCGAGCUGGAGUUACUGGAUUUGAUCGGCCGGGACGAUAGUGUGGAGGAAGUGGACAAUAAUUGUGGUGAUACUUCGAGUGAAGAGUAUCCAUUUUUCUGAUUAACAUAACCAAGUUUUAGAUUGAGAGAAAAA
Molecule: messenger RNA, 2324 nt
Organism: Selaginella moellendorffii
Lineage: Eukaryota; Viridiplantae; Streptophyta; Lycopodiopsida; Selaginellales; Selaginellaceae
Exons: 3
Coding region: 78-2291 (737 amino acids)
Source: RefSeq, a predicted model, not a curated record